AUGUACAGAAAUUUUAUUAACUCUCUCGUCAACACCGCCGACGUUGACGACAUUGAAAUCGUUUUCAAAGACGACAGUGAUGAGUCUGAUGACGACUUUGAGGUCGUUUUCAAAGACGACAGUGAUGAGUCUGAUGACGUUGACGACUUUGAGGUCGUUUUCAAAGACGACAGUGAUGAGUCUGAUGACGACUUUGAGGUCGUUUUCAAAGACGACAGUGAUGAGUCUGAUGACGUUGACGACAUUGAAAUCAUUUUCAAAGACGACAGUGAUGAGUCUGAUGACGACUUUGAGGUCGUUUUCAAAGACGACAGUGAUGAGUCUGAUGACGUUGACGACUUUGAGGUCGUUUUCAAAGACGACGACGACGACGACGACGACGAUGUCGUUUUCAGUUAUGUCGACGAAGACACUAGAAGCACCUAUGGCACUCAUCUCAUCUCCCACUUCCGUUCCUAUGAUCAAUACGGGUUAGUGGUCGACAACAUUCACGUUAAGUGUACCUUCGAUGACGUGAAGGCGAUUAUGAGCUAG
Molecule: messenger RNA, 534 nt
Organism: Homarus americanus (American lobster)
Lineage: Eukaryota; Metazoa; Arthropoda; Malacostraca; Decapoda; Nephropidae
Product: skeletal aspartic acid-rich protein 2-like
Exons: 1
Coding region: 1-534 (177 amino acids)
Source: RefSeq, a predicted model, not a curated record